Amoebophrya sp. A25 is the source of this 9362-nucleotide messenger RNA. The record is from the annotation of a GenBank genome assembly. NCBI's taxonomy places the organism in Eukaryota, Dinophyceae, Syndiniales, Amoebophryaceae.
UUAUUAUUAUAGCGUGAUAAGCCGUAGUUAUGGCGGAGCUUACGCAUACUUCUUUGGAAAAUUAUGAUCUCCUCCACUUCGUUUUGAUUUUCCGACUAUCUUCCUUGCACAAGUACAACAACAAGCAGAUUGCAGUUCGACACUGAACUUUUUUCGCUUCGACGCAAGCAUUGUGUUUCUCGGAUUAUCAGUAAAUUUAGUCAUCGUUCUUCUUUAUUUCGUCAAUUAUUGACAACCAUCUAAUUAUGCCCAAAGAAAAACUUCAUCUUCAUCUUACUCCUGAUCCUCUCAUACCAAAACAAUAGCAACUCCUCGCAAGCGAUGACCACUAUUUUUUUUUCCAUGAUGCUAGUGGUUCCAGAUCGUCUGUAAGAAUGCCCAAUAUUGUCAAGAACAUUGUUGCAGUUAUAUCAAGUUUUGAAUCUUUUUCUAGUAUAGAUAAUUUAUUCUUCGUUUUUCUCCAAAUGAUCAUUUUUUCCUGAGUCAGCAUCAACUUGCUUCAACAUCGAGAUAAUAUUAUCAAAACUGUAGUACAACAUCAAGUAGAAGGACAAGGGAACAUGUUCGAAAGUUUUUCCGGAGGUGGGGGCCUUGAGGCCUCGGGAGCAUCCCUUGCGUCCUCAUGGGGAGACGCAGUUCGAAACCCAGAUGGGAGGUUGGGCCACGCAGCCACACUAAAUCCAGUAGCGUUCUGGAAAGGGUUUGUGAUCGACGUAACCGAUUGUUGGGGAGGAGCAUCAUUUCUUGGCGAUAUCGAUUACUGGACGGGCGUUCCAGGUUCAUCAUAAUAUAUUUGAUGUAUAGAAGAAUACUGGUCGUGCCAGCUCCCUUCACACUGAUAUAUAGAUCAUAGCCAAGAUGUCGAUGUGAUCUGCUGACUACAUGACAGCACUAACAUUGGCUGCUCAUUAUCCUGACUCCUUAAUGUACUUAAAAUUUUUUAUGAUUGAACCGGAGGUCUUUGAUGACAGUUCUUAUUUGUGUGAUGAAUGCGAUAUUUUUAUCAUCGCAUUGAUUACCCUCAGUGCCACUGCCACGGUUAUUGUUGUUCGUUUGUAUUUGCUGGAUCCUCGUAUGUUGACACCUUCUCAGAAUUGCAGGCUCAACAUGGUUUUUACUAAAUUUUGUUCAAAACAGGUGCGACGACUUUCGUGAACCGAUGCACGCUGAUCGCAAUGAGCCCAUAUAUCUUAGUGGUUUUUUUAUUCCUAGGGCUUGCGAUUCUGCAUGUUAUCAAGCUUGUCCUCCAAAGCCUUUUCGAGAUAGCCGAACGCUGGCUGCAUCGGGUCAAUACUGUUGCGACACUCGAAAUUGUUGAUGCGUCGAAGAAUUCGAAGAAGGCUGCUGGUACCUACAACUUCUUAGUCUUUUUUAGUGUUUGGUGUUGUUUCUCAGGCGUAUGAGGAUGCAAACGUGAAAAAUUGACUUCACAAUCACAAUAUUAUAAUUGUUACCAGGGGAACAAAAUGGGACCAAGAGUAGAUGACAAUCGCCUCAACCACUAAACCAAAAUGAUGCAACUUCUUGCAGUCGGACUUGCUCUUGACCACGUUGUAUUCAGGUAUUCCGGAGCAGAAGUUAUCUGCGACUGCCUUAAGGUGUCUCGCAGACAGCAGGGCAAAAGGCCUGCGCAAAACUGGUUCUUUUGGCUCAAGAAUAGAGGCAGAAAUCUCUGGACGAGUCGUAUCUUCCCCGCAGCGUGGCGCGAGGAGUGUCGUUAGUUCCUGGUCAUGUUGCAAACGGCGAUUGCCGUUGGUUCCGUCUGACGCCAGUUUAGCGAGCACAAUAAGCACGACAGAAGCACCAGCAUCUGAUGAUCCGGAUGACUCUCCCGCUACUUCAUCUGUACCAGCGGGAAGUAGCCCAGCAAAGUUUGGCCACAACAUUGGAGUAGCAUCCAUUAGUAAGACGACGUCAGAAAAUAUAGCAGAGCGGGCGGUAUCAUCUCCGUUGUUGGGCGGCAGCGACCCCGCUGCUUCUCAGACUCCUUCUGACGGAGACUUGUCACGGUCAACUACGCCUCCCUCCACUCCUCGGACCCCAACGACCGACGCGAGUGAGACAGAGUUACCGGAAGUAACAACUGUGUGCAAUCUCAGAGUCGGCACAUCCCCGGCGUCGGGUUCGCGCGUUUUGCCUGAAGCAAAAGUAACAAGAGCUGCGGUGCCCCUGGAUGUUCUUGAGUUUAACCCGGUGUAUAACUAUGGAGGUGGAGUAGAGGAGAUGGAAGCUUCCAGCCUUGCGACGAACAAAGCCAACGAAACUCGCACCGUUACCGAUAAUAGUCUAGCCUCUUGUCCUGUGACAUCGGGAGAGAUACCUGAGGACAGGCCCACAUGGACAAUCUACGGGCGCCAAUAUGACCUAACGAAGCUCCUUGACUCACAUCCCGGAGGAAAAUGGCCCCUGCUUCUCACAAAGAACUCCGACUGCACGAUUCUAUUUGAGUCAUACCACACCUUCGCAGACAGGUAAAAAAUCUGAAUAUGUUCUUACCCCUAGGUGUCUUCAUCCACUGCAUACAUAUUUUAUUAUAUUUGCCUUGCAAUUGCAUCAGUAUAUUUUAUAAUAUUAUAUUAUUUGUCUUUAGAUGAAAAUGCGACGAAGUAGACCACUAGUUUAGGAUUAUACUUCGACCUGGACCACGCCUUCGUUUUAUGAUUAGAUAAAUUUUUCCGCAAAAAACAAAAACAUGAAAAAUUGCAGGGAAAGGCUGGCGAAGUGGAUGGCGCAGUAUGAAAUUGUACCUGCAGGCGGCGAGCGUCGGAAGCAACUGCCUCCACCGGAUCCUCUACAGGAGGAUUUGCGUAUCUUCGCACGUGAAUUCUUUUACGGUAAGGCCAACGCGAACGGACUAAAAAUCAAGGACGCAGGGUCUUCCACAUCUUCGUCUUCAUCAAAGACGGAGGACCAAACAAGUAAAGAGCCGCUUCCAGCCACCGUUGGCCGUCCGCAUCACAUGUCAGUGACAAUAUUUUCCAUUUACCUAGCGCUCUACAUCUCCUGCUGGGUCUGCGUCUAUUUUUUCAUGUCGCGUGCCAGUCUCUGCGCGGCGCUCCUUUUGCCGCUUCUCCAAUGGCUAUACGGAGCUAGUCUUGCGCACGACUCCUCUCACUUUGCCACAUUCAAGGACCACAGGUGGAAUCGAAUCGCCAGCUUCCUUGGAGGUUGUCCCCUCAUGUACACUAUGCCGCCAACUUCUGUAAGUUUUAUCUAUAAUAAAUUACAUUGAUUUAAUUUUACAUCAGGAGUUGCUGUUUCACGACGAAAACCUCACGUAAAGCAUACUAGAAUUAGUUUCGCAAUCACUCCGACUUAGCCUUAGGUAUAUCAUAGUAGCCUCACCCGCCCAUAGUAUUUGUAUUACUUACUAUGCUGGCGGGAGUUUACGUACAGGUACACAUAGCUCAACUAUGAAAUAACAUCAUUCCUGGAUGACGAUAGCUCUAAAGACGACAGCAGUGCCUGGGUGGUGCAGCAUGUGAUUCAGCACCAUCAAUUCACAAACCUGAUCGAUGACGUCGAUCUUUUCCACUUUCUGCCGCUGAUACGUGCAUCUCGACUCUUCAAUGGCGUGGAGAAGCAGAGCAAGUUUCAACUGGCUUUGAUCCUCCUCGUUUUGCCGACGACCACUUUGCAUUUGAAUUUUCUGGUGCCGCUCGACCUGCUUACAGGAAACCCCGUUUUCAUCGGCCCGUUUGACGAAGGAGGUAUACCUGGAGGGUUACAAGAAUGAACUUGACAUUUAUUUUAUCACAACUCUACAUAAAAAUGUAUCUAGUGGAAUAUGCAGGAGCUGUUGCUGUACUAGUUUGAACGAAGCAAGGAACGAAUAGCAUUCAAUCAACAUCAAACCAAGACGAGCUAAGAGAUGCUAGCACGUACUACAACAAGCAUGUCAUCAACCCAUUUCCCGGUACUGAAAAAAAACCAGUUUCGGAGACGGAAAAAUUCAAGUUGCGAUAUUGGCAAUGCCGACAUUUGCGGUCGGUCGUUAGUGAGAUGUGGUGGCCUAUGGCUCUCGAGUCCGUUGUUGUGGCUUUUUGGUGGUUUAUGGGGGUAUACAUGUGUGGACCUUUCCAGUAUUUCAUCAUUUUCGGACCUAUGUGCUUUCUCGCGUCCAUGUCCUUCAUCACAUUCACGCAAGGAGCCCACAUUCGAGAAGAGUGCAUGAACAACGUGGAGGAAAAUGCGAAGCGGUAGUUCUUUUGUUUUACAGCAAGCGCAAGGUAGCUUUACCCAGCGUUGUAGGCACCAAAUGAUUAAGUAAGUACGUUUUUUCUCAUAAUGUGGGUAGCGAAUCGGAAUCGAUGUCAUCUUUUGUGCUCAAUCUCAUAUCCCUUUUCAAAUCGCAUUAGAAUAUCGAUACCUUCACAGCCGCUUGCAACACGGAGUAGAACUACAUCCGUCAAAUAUCGCUGGGUUCCGCGAGCAAAGCGAAGGUUACCCCGCUUUGGAAAGCGUGAAAAGCCAUAAGAAUCACCCAAAUCCUCUGAUGGGUUGCUGGAUUCGUGAGCAAAUCGCUUACACUGCAGAUUUUCGCCCAGAUUCAUGGGCGUGGUACAACUAAGAUGAGGACCAUUAUAUCAUGUAUAGUUUUCUGCAUCUUUACAUUUACUUCAUGUAGAAGUUCUAGUGAAGACAUUUCAAUAUUUUUUCAACUAUAAUAUACUUUCAGCACAACUGCCAGGUACCUCGUUUCUGGCGGCCUCAAUAUGCAAUCGAUCCACCAUUGUAUGCCGGGAAUAUCCCACAGUCACUAUACUGCUAUGUACCCGGGAUACGUCAAAGUCUUGAAAAAACAUGGAGUGGAGGUAUUUUUUCAACUACUACUUGUACAUUCUUUCAUGUAAUAUGAGAAGUGCCAAUACGAGUAGUACUACUUAAACAGAGUAAGUUACUUGCUUUGGAGCUGGAGGCUAGCACGAACAACAUUUUUCGGCACUUCAAACAACAGCCAAAGAUUGUGCCAACUUUCGGAGAAUUUGUGUGGGGCUUUUUCCGAUGGAUUCACGAACUAGGAAACCCAAAUGCGGAAGAGCUUGACUGGGCGACAAACGCGAACAUAGAAAAACACAAAAACAAGUCCAAAAGUGACUGAGCACCGUCGAAGCGAAGGUGGUAGUUGUAUCCGUGAAGAACGCAGAGCGCUAUUAUGCUGGCAAUCCAGAAAUCAUUAGUAUACUGUGGUGCUACAAUAACAAUUACGAGCACCGCCAUGGAUUCUUCUAAUUUCUGUAUUCACGUAGUUAGUGAUCUGGGUCUACGCGGGUAUUAAUGGGCUUUCUGUAAAUGAAAUAGUACGUACUUCAACUGCUCUAAGUCUUAGUCAAUAUUUUCAAGGCUUAGUCGAUAUCGAUAUAUAUCAUAGAAUGCGCUUGCUUUCAAGCUGUCUGUGAAGAGAAUGCGCGCAUUUCCAAUUUUCCAGAAAGAACAAAACACUAUUCAGAGCAUUCUUGGACUCCCUAUCGUGUCAGUCUUGAAUGGUGUUAAAAAAUCUCCCCGGGGAAACUUGACUCAUCAUGUAAUCAUCCACUGACUUAGGUGUUCGCCUUUCUUUGAUAUUUGUAGUCUUGGCAUUACAGAUUUAGAAUCGAUCACUUAUUUAAUAUAAUCUUCAAAUACAUUUAUCAUGGCAUCAAUUCAAUUUCAACUAAUCGCAAUUUCAAUCGUCAAAUGCAAGUGAGUAUGGUGAAGAUAGACCAUACCAGAAAAUGGAACGUCAGGUACGUCGUUCCUGCGACUAUCAACUUAGAUUUCAGAAGCUAGCAAGGGUACUCAUCUAUUCAUCUUAUCGCAAAAAUAUAUGUAUUUAUUGUAUCUAUUAGAAUUAGCACUACUACUAGUUGAAGAUCAUGACAAGGAGCAUGAUAGGCAGUUGAGAAAUCGAAACAGAUACUAGAGAUAGCGGAGUCAGAGGAAGUUUAAAGAUCAGUGUAAUACACCUCUCUGAAGAAGAUGAUUUCAGCUUUUCCAAUACGCGGUCAGCAACAAGACCAAAAGAUAAAGGAGACGGGCGGCAAGGGCAAAGACUGCUGCAGCGGUGCUAAAUGUAAAUGAUACUAAAUGUCCAGCACGCAUUUCCACAGCGAUGUCUGAGUCGCGGGAAAAAGACUUAUGCAGUUAUUUUGUUCUUUAUGAGGCUCUGGCUUUGUUCAUUUUUCAUUCCUCCUCAUCACUCCUUGUAGCGGUUUGGAUGUGGUUUCCAUUCUUGUGCACGACUAGAUAUUACAGAUAGAAGAUGAACAAGGUAUUAAAUUUUUAGACAAAAAAUGAUAAUCAAAUACACGACACGACUUCAUCAAGCCUCUAUAUCUUCAUCAUAUGGAAGAAUGUUGACGAACACGACGCAUUUUUUAAUUAGAACAAACAAAGAUGAAAGGACGCGUCAACGUUGUGAGUCAGUGGUGCAAUUACGAUAUCGAACUUUCACCAUCGUCGCGCUGUCAGAACAAGAAUGAAAAAAUUCAGGUACAGUGCGCAUACGUGUGAAGACAAGAAUGUAAUUUGUAUCUAUCAAUCUAUGCGGAUAAUUAGUAUUAGGUCACGGCAUUGUCCCUUUCCGCCGCACGAUGACGAGACGUCGACAUGACCCUGCUUUUAUAGACUAAGAACAGGAUUAAGAUCACAUAAUCGGCACCGUUCGCUUACCCGUACUGUGAGUAACUGUUCAAAUUUGUUUACAUUUGCUUGUGCUCUUCACCAAUUGAUACCUUUCAACAAUUUUUCAUAAUCAUAACUACGGCAUAACAGGUCAUUUGGUUCCACAAAAACGAUGGUCUGAGUGCGACUGAUUGAAGAUAGAUACUACCCCGCUCUGUGUUUGUGUCCUCCUGGCGCUAGCGUUAUUGAUUUUUAGAUAUAGAAGUUACGCAUCUAGUAAGUAAUUCUAAGCUUGAAUUGAUGAUAUUGCUGAUUGUCAUUACGAUAAGCAUGUUAAUUAUAUAGACAUAAUCUAGUACUUCUUUGUGGUUGUUCGUUGAGUUGUUUGUAGUGUUGCAAUUGCAAUUUUGUUUGUUGUACUUAGAUGUAGGCGGAAACACGAUUUGGCGUGUUGCAUUGAUUUCGCGGCGGCGUUUCAUUGGGCGAAGUGUGGGGAUGGAUGUGCUGUCAUGAACUUGAAAUAUGUAUGUAGAAAUUAGCAAAAUGUGGGGUCGCAGCUACUAUUCAAGUUAACGAGCAAGUACCACCCUUACGAGGACCUUUCGACACCGAAGCUCGUCCACCAAACAUCUUGAGGACGAGGAUGCACAUAAACGAGCGACUAAGUAAUGCUUAGCAGAAGAACACUAUGAGUACUUACCACUUCUAGUAAGUUCCAUAAUUCUACCAGAAUCGAGUCAGCGACACCUGUAUAAGGGGCACUAAGUACUAGAUGCGGGGCCACUGAUCUCCUCCCCGGAAGCAAUAGAGCACGUGGCAAUUUUCCAAUCUUGCCACCUCAACCUAGGUAGUUUCCAGUCAUCAAUCCUGUUGAUUAUUUACAGGUCGAGGAUAUUGGCUUAGGGACAAAUUGUUCCAACGAAACAAGAUAUUUAUGCUACAGGAUGAAUCUUCUCUCCAGAACCACAGGAUGCGGUCCAUCGAGUUAGUAAGAACAACUUCUUGAAGAUGCUUCGAUCAAUAAGUUGAUUGUGUUGUAGAAAAGCUACAAUGAUGGAAUCGGCUAGUAUUGCUGCUUCUUGCUCUAGCUACUUCAUCAAUUUGAAGAGCAAGAGACAGCAGUACUUACUCGUAGUUAGCGCUCCUGGAGGCACAGGAGGAGGAACGAAGACUACAACUUCAAUUCGACACCUACAUCGAAGCUUCUAGCAAGACGAGCUUUGUUGACAAACACAUGAAGUAGCAUCCACGUUGCCUGAUAAUUGCCCACAAUGCAGGUACGCAAUCAGGGGAGUGAGUCAAGCAAGCACAACAGCCAGCAUUGUAAAGAAAGCGAUGCUGAUGCAGGAGUAGUUUUGCCUCUUGAGGUUCUCAUCUUUUGAUUCCGCACAACAACCAUUUCCACAACUGUGAGUACAAUAUCUAUCAUGAACUGUGAGACCCUCCAUUCAUCAAUCAUGUUCACGCUCACGCAGACGCACUUAUUUUUAUAUAAGUAGCAUAGAGAGGACAACUUAUCAUAGUUAUCAAUGGACGAAAUGAUGAUGUAGAUGUUGAAUACAAUACUAACGACGUUUUAUUACAUAUACAGAAAUAAAUGAGUGAUAGGUAAGAAGUCUCUGAAAUGAAGCUAUUGCUGCAGGAACAAGGCUUGGGAUAAUCUUUACGUAGGAAGACCCACGUCAGGUGAAUCAGCUACCGUGCGCUAUGGACGGAGGUUUUUCAAAAUGUUCCUCUCAAAGUAACUUCACUCGACGAAGACGCGCCGCCAAAAAGAAACACUUUAAUUCGAUAGAAAGACUUCUAAUUACUCGCACAAUUUGAAUUUUUUAUUUGUGUAGUGUGAUUACCAUGCAUGAUGAAGAUGCACAACUAACGCCAGAUGAAGUUCAAGUUUUGUAUCAUCUUUCUCAUACCGGCAAAAAGGUGAAGGACAGCCUGAGGCUGCAUCACCGCAGCAACGAGCUGAGUCGCAGACGUGUUCUUAACUCCGUACGUAGAGAAGAGGUAAGAUGUUAAGAACAUUAAUUGUCAUGAUCGCGACGUUUAUGAUAGAAGCUGACACUCGUUCAACAUGAUCUCUUGUUCUUUGUAUUCAGGGGAACAAUAGAAAAAGCAAUAGGGAUGCUAAUACAUAGUUGAGUCUUUUGAGGACGAAAACGAGUUGUGAGGAAAAGCUUUCGAAAUGAGUGGUAAUGUCAAUGGAUGACAACAUUGAUAAAAAUUUUGAGUUUGUGGUCGCCUUGGGUGAAGAAUCGACUACAUUUUUGUCGUCUCAGAGACUCGGAUCGUGUGACAUCUAUCUUCUUGCUCUGAGCUCUAGAUUUUUUGCUUAGAAAAAACUCCCUCUUAUCGGUAUCCGGAGUUGCUAUGCUGCAAUAUGCUCUUCAGGAAAUGAUAAUUAUUGAGAAUAAUUGCCCACGGCAACAUCGAGCUCGACAUACAAAUUGAAUAAGCUCUCCACGGACCCGCUACGCUGCAGCCGCCAGAGCCUCUGCCUCCGUCAAUUAUGUAUAUUUUCCACUUGACAAAACCCUUAAUCGUAUGUUGACGUUUAAAAUAGUUGUAACCAGUUUAAUAGCUUUAAUAGUAGCUAGUGACCCCAAGGGCAAAUCCAGUACCGAUUCGUCAUAUCAUCUUCUGUUGAAUAUUUCCUUGUGACAAGCAAAGGACAUAAACAAUCAAUUUACGGAUUAUAUUGUUCUUCGCCAGAACCUCCUCGUCCUUGUCCUGCUUCGCAUGAUAUUUAUUGCCAUCAA